UGAUAAGAAAGUUUAAUACGAGGUGCCGACAGAGAUAGAACGAACGCGUUCGCGGUUUACUGUUCAUUACGCGAGUUACCGCCUGUUUCAGCGUGUGCUAUGCUCAGCCUGUUGCCGCUUUGAUUUUUUUUUUCUCCUAUGCAUUAUUAGUUCGGUUUAGUUCAUUUCAUUUAAUUUAACUUAAUGCCAGUUGUAAAACAGACGAGUUAAAAAUGUGCGAGAAUCUAGAAUUGGGUGCGUUUUGUUUUUAAAAAUUUAGAUUUCCACCGUAAGUCGGUCGGUGGCGUGUUAUCAUUGCGCGAAAUAGCGAAUUUAUUAUUCCGUUUCACUGAUAAGGUGCUAUCGCGGCCUUUCAAUUCAGGCUUAUAUGGCAGACUGUGAAAUACUCGCCAGUAACGAUUUCAAAUUCAAUCAUAACAUAAUUUUGGACGAUUUAAAAGACAAUUCAACGUGGAAUAGCGAAGUCUGCGAGGAAGAGAAUAAAGAAGGCAGUUGGUAUAGAUUUUUAUCAGCAGCUAGAGGAAUGUUACAUCAGUACGCUGGUCAACAAUAUUCUAGUAUCAACGGGCAUUACUCUCCUUUGAAUAGUUGUUCGCAGUUAGUGCAGCAGACUUAUUCCCAGACGUCAAAAAUUACGGAAAUUAAUGACUGCGAUUCCGAACAAAGUGGUUAUUUCAACGAAGAGAAAUUUUCACCCAAUGAAUCGGAAGAAAGCCAAACGCAGCGUUUCGAAGCGAAAGAAUUAUCACAAAGUUGCGAAUCCGGCAAAGAAUUGGUUCCUAAUACCACCGAAUUGUACGAGCGAACAAUUCAAGAUAAAUGUGAUAAUGAAACUAGUCAGAUGAUUGAUGAACAAAAUAAUAAUAAUGUACAAAAGUCGCAAAUCAAAAGUGAACCUUUCAAUUACCAGAAAUAUACCGCUGCUAGUGAGGAAACCGAUUUACUACCAUACAUAGAUUUAGACAUGGAAACUAUUAUAAACGCCCCAGUUAACGAAAACGAAGAGUACAAACAGAAGUUACAAAGUACAGCGAACGAGAUAAAUAAAAUCUGCGAUGAAAACGAGUCGAACUUUCGUCUUCCCGGUUUCCACCAAGCGUUCGGUUCGACUGAGAUCGGACGUUACGUACACCAAAAAGAUUUCAUCGAACAAACGGCCACCCAAUCUAUAAUAAUGCAUCAAAGUAAAACGUUGAUGCUCCAGUGCCAAACAACCAUUAACGGCGUGCCAAAUGGCUUAAGUAGUCCAAAAGCCAAAUCUCGGGGUUGUAGUAAAAGGAUAAAAACGCCGAUGGAAACGAAUGCGACGAGAUUAGCGCCGUGUUGGAAUUACGAACACGAGACUGAUUCACCGGCGGUCGUGUGUACGCCGCCGAAUGGCGGAUAUUACAAAAGAAAAGACAUGAGACGCGCUAAACCGAACCAAAAUUGUGAAAAUGGGUCUUCGGUAGGAGGGUAUUAUGCCGCCGAUGAGUAUUAUAAUAAUUGUCCAUCGCCGUAUUAUGGCGGCUGUUCAGAUUACCCGAAUUGCGAGUAUUACCGGUAUCAGCAGAAUUCACAUUCACACUCGCAUUCGCAUUCGCAUUCGCAGUAUCAAAAUUACAACAACAGCGCUUCGUAUAACACGCAUUCUAAUUAUAACAUGAAUAAUUAUACCGAAGAGCAUAGUCAAAGGUUGUCUUCGUACGGAUCCGCGUCUUCGAUGUCUUACAGUCAUAAUCAAAACUGGCGAGGCGAAAGAUUCUUCCCGUAUGCGGAACAAUUUCAGUCUUAUAGAUACAGACAGGGCAGCUCGUCGCCAUACUAUCAACAAUUCGUUUCGUCAAAUCAGCAUAUUCAGUCGCAGCAGUCGUUCAAUUACGGCUACAAUUCAUACCCUCCGGUACCUAAUUAUAAUUAUUUUUAAACUUUUCGUUUGUAUUAAUCGUUUUUAUUUUUUAUUUUUUUUCCAUAUUAUUUGAAAAAUUUUCAAAGCUCGCAGAUAUGCGGCGUAUCCGUGAUUGUUAUUGUAGGUAUACCUAAAUAUGUGAUUCGGCAUCAAGUCAGGUGAAUACUUAUUAUAACUACCUAUUUAAUUUGAAGAUGCUGAGUACUGCAUCGAACGUUGGUUAAAAUGUGAGUUUUGGUUUGUCAACUUGGGUGUAAGGUCAAUUUUUCAAUUUACGAAUCUUCCAUUGUAAAUAUUUUCUGGAAAAGUGAUCUCAAUUUUGAUAAAUAUUUCGUAUUUGUUAUAUCUUUUAAAGACACGAUUUUGUUAGCAUUUUAUUUUCUUCUUUCUUGUUUCAAUUUUUCUAGUUCAAUUACCUAAUUGAAAAUAUUUUUUAAUACGAAGCCAUGUUGUACUUACCACUUCUUAUUAACAUUUUUAGUCAGUAGGUAGCCUGAGAAAAAUCUUUAAACUUCGGUAUUGAAAAAAAAAAGUGUACAAAUUGAAUCGGAGAAUAUUUUGUGAGUCAUUGAAGUCGUUAGGUUUAAUCAUUGUCCUGCUUUGACUACUUUCAGAAAAUGAAACAAUGAGCAGUCAAGUGAAUUCGUCAACUUUUUUCUUCAAAUAAGUAAUUUUUCAGCCAAAAAUUAUUUUUGGCUUUUCCACAUCAAUUUAAAAUACUAGGUACCUACCUAGGAAAAAUUCUAUACUCACUGGAAGCUCCUGAAAAGCUCAAAUGUAUCUGUUGUUUUCAAGUCGAGAAGGUUGAAAAUUGAAGUAAAGUGACUAUAGGUAUCCCAACUCGUUUGUUUCAUUGGGGGGGGGGGGAUAUGUACUAUGUAUAUGAAAAAAUUCAAAGUUUUUCAUGUGAGUAAGAAUUUCUUAGUAACUUUUUAGAGCUUUCAAAAAUUUGUCAAAAAAUUAAAUCAAGCGUCUAAAUUUUGGAAUAAGGGUUCCAAAACUGGGUACUUAUUUCACCUUUGAAAUGAAAUAGAAAAUGUAUGAAGGUAUCAUGAAAAACUAUGACCAAAUUUGUGAAUUGGCUAUACGUUUUUUUUUGUUAUCAAGCGUUCCGAGAACGUCUUCCAUGUAUGUAAAUUCGAAAAAAUUUGGAAAUAUUGUUUAGAGUUUGAACUUGACCAUUUAGAAUGAUGAGAAAUGUGAGAAAAUGAAAUGAAUUCAAAAGAUUACGCUGAGAACAAAUUUUUAUUUUAUUUUAUUUUUUGUUUUGUGGAAGAGAGCUUGAUUUUGAAAAAUUUGUUUCUGACCUGUACCUACCAUAUAUAUCUGUUCAUUCACUUUGAAUUUUCAAAAACUCGAUGAAAAUCGAAAAAUCUAUUUUAGGCAACUGAAGAUUCAAUUCUCAGUGUUCUACUACGUGUUCUUUUACCUUCCUAGUCGACAACCUCCCAUCGUUUCUUUGAUAAUAUUGAUCUGCUUUUUACUUGCUAAUUUUAAUACCCACUAGAGCAUUUAGAUAGUAUCUACAUUUUAAGUACAAAAUGCAUAAGAUGGACUGAUGGACCACUCUGUCCAAACCUAAAUAAGGGGAAAAAGUACAGGGUUCCUAAAUUUUUUUGUAUUUUUACGUUUUUUUGAAAAUCACGUGCGCAUGAAAAAUUUUCAGUCUACAAAGGCUAUUCCAAUUACUAUGUUGGCACCAUAUGAGCCCACGCCACGUUCUGUGUAGAAAUAAAAUGAGAUUAAUCCCUUAAAAUUGAAUUUUACGUUUUUUUUUUGUGAUUUUUAAUGGUUGGGGGGAUCAGUUAAUAAAAAUUGAAAAAAAUGAGGCAUACAAUUUUUUUUUAAAAGACACAAUUUUAACUGCGAUAGUUAGAAAUUUACAAAAGUCAAAACAGUAUUCCCUUUUCUCUUCCGUUCACUUGAAAGCAUUUAUUGAAAUUAUAAUGGAUUUUUUGAACAUUCUUUCGCGAAAGUCCCUUGAUUCUUACAAAACUUCUCCAGUAUCUCCACUCUUCCUCCCAAUCAAGAAGUGAACGGGAAAAGGUGAAUUUUAAGAAUUCUGUGUAGGUAAUUUUGUCGCUAAAAGGUGGUAAGGGCUCAUACGAAGCCAACUGAGCCAUCUGACUAUUUUAGAAUGCCUUUUGUCAAUAUCAUCAUUUGAAGAAAUGAAUUUAUUGCUACCAAGAAUAAGUACAUUAAAAAUCUAAAGGAGAAAAAAAUCAAAACUUUAUUCGGAUAUGCCGCUAAUUCUGUGGAACGAUAUAAUUUUGUGACACAAACUUACUGUAUAUUCUUAUACUACAUAUUACAUAUUGCGUCAUUACGAGAAUUUUAUCAUUAUUUUAUUUUGUUCUUGUUUUGUUCUCUGUUUUGUUUUUAUUUUUUAUUUUUAUUUUUUUGCAUUGUAUUAUAUCUAUUUUCUUUAUACCUACCUACAUUUAGUUUGAAGAACGAAAUUUCAGAUCCGUUUUAUUUUAACGCAAGAAUUCGUAUACUAGUCUUAUCAUUGUUAAUUAGGGAUAUACCCAUUAAAUCGUGUAUUAUUAUGCGGGUUUACUGGAAUACCUAUAUUUUGUUAUUGUAAGACCACAAUUUUAUAUUUUGAUAAAAAGACAAAAAAUCUUUUAUUAUUAAAUAUGUGAGUUACAUAUUUUUAAAAUUUACUAGUUACGAUUACUUUUUUUUGUAUAUUUUAUUGUUGUUAAAUUUAAAUAUUAAUUUUAAAUACCGUUGCAUUCGACGUUACAAACCUGGUUUCUUUGUGGUGGAAUCUUCACUUUUUUUUGCACAAAUACCCAAAUAAAUUCCUGUAUAGGUACCUACCUAUUUUUAAAUUACUCAGAACUGAAAAAUAAAUCCAUCAUGAAGGAAAAAUAAUUGAAAUUAAAGUGUUAUCUUUAUGACCUCGGAAUUACUGAAAAAUUUUGUGAAAGUUUACGAAGAAGAAAAAAAUCAAUGCGCUUGAUAUCCAGAUUCUAGGGAGAGUCGAAGUACAUACAUCGAACAAAUAUUUGGAGUAUCUUUAAUUGAUGUAACUUGUUUUAGGGGGAAAAAAGCAAUAAAUACGUGGCAAAAUGUUUAUUGCAAAAUAAAACUGCUUUAGCUAAAUUUACUUUUAAUGUUACUUAUUAAAGUUCAGAUUCGCCCCGCAUUAAGAAACCAUUCUCCAUGAUGCGUCGAAACAUUGUGCAACUAAAAAAAAUGAAAACUUCAAUAAUAUUUAGCCAGGUAAUAUACAUACAACAAUAAUUACAUUAAAUAAAUGAAUAAAUAAAUCAUCUUAUUUUGUAUUAAAGGUAUUCGAAGUGAAAAAUUUUAGUGCCUUUUUCUAAACUUAUCGAUACAUUUAUGUUAAAAAGAAAAAUUCUUAACAAAAAAUAAUACAAUUAUUAAAUUUUUAUUGAAAUUAAUAACUCAAUGUAAACAUAGCAAAAAGUAUGUAAUGAGCUUAAAAGCGGCUCAAUUUAUAACCGUGGGAACAAUUUUUUUAAUUUGAUUUUUAGUGAUGUUUUGUGUUGAAAUUCUAAAUCUCGUUUUCAUGGUUUUUGUUUUAGGUGUUAUGUUUUUAACGUGUGAGGAGAAAAUUUUCCAUUGUUAUUUGAUUUCGUACUCGUAGAGUGAACGAAUGAUUAGAUGUAUGUAAUGUACCUACCUAAACAAGUUGAUUUUUUUUCACAAAACACCCAUUUUUAUGUAAAUGUUUCAAUAAAAAUUUGUUUGGAUUGUAAUCAAUAUAAUAGUGUAUUUAUUGUUGAAAAUUAAAUAUUUUUAAGUUGA
This is a messenger RNA of Planococcus citri (citrus mealybug), 5668 nucleotides long. RefSeq lists its product as uncharacterized. The transcript is spliced from 4 exons. NCBI's taxonomy places the organism in Eukaryota, Metazoa, Arthropoda, Insecta, Hemiptera, Pseudococcidae. The record is from RefSeq and is a predicted model, not a curated record. The coding region runs from base 368 to 1906 and encodes 512 amino acids.